Molecule: messenger RNA, 1083 nt
Organism: Paramuricea clavata
Lineage: Eukaryota; Metazoa; Cnidaria; Anthozoa; Malacalcyonacea; Plexauridae
Source: the annotation of a GenBank genome assembly
AUGGCGGAAGCUGACGAGGAAAUUGAAGUGUUACAGCUGAAGCUAGAGUCUGAAAUUUGUGGCCUCACGAUGGAAGCACUCGUGGAAUUCGUGCAGCACGUAAAAGUAAAGGCAUGUACUAAAACCCGAAACAACUGGAACGAAACCACCGGAACAACCGGAAAUGACCGGAACCACCGAAACCAAAAUCGAACAUGAUCGGAACAAAGUAGUAGAACACGACCGGGACGAUAGUUACCGUAUUUAGGUCUCAUACAUACAGACAGUACAUCUAAAUUAAACAUCUAAAAUUGGCUACUACUUCACGGAUUUUAGUAAGCAUGAGAAAAGGACACUGUAUACAUCUCGCUUUUCUCUUCUCUAAUUUUCUUAAUAUGUCCCUCGCCUUUAGAAUAUAUACAAAACAAUUAUACGGCCUAGUUUUCACCUGAUUGAAUUGUACUGUUUUCAUGCAAAUUUGAAAAGAAAAUAGCUUUGUUUCGUUUAGCUUUUCCAUGUCUUCCACGCUGCCGUGAAGCCCUGAUUCCACGAGCGCUUUUUGUCAGCGAAAUGCGAAAUAUUUCGCCUGUUUCUUUUGAAUUGUGAGCAAUCGAGUAGAAAGAAUUUAUUCGAGUGGUCGCAAUUCAAAAGAAACAGGCGAAAUAUUUCGCAUUUCGCCGACAAAAAGCGCUCGUGGAAUCAGGCCUUAGCGAUAAUGUAAAUUCGUAAACUCGCACGGGAAAUACAAGUCACGUGGUAACAAGUGCUUAGUAAUAAGGGAGGGGAGGUCAAGGAGGUGGAAUUCCGAUUCGUCCCGGUCGUGUUCGAUUUUGGUUUCGGUGGUCCCGGUCUUUUCCGAUUCUUGUUCCGGUCGUUCCGGUGGUUUCGUUCCGGUUGUUUCGUUCCGUUUGUUUCGGGUUUUAGUACAUGCCAAAAGUAAAUACUGAAAGUCUGAAAGGGUUAAGAAAAAUUCAAUUAUCAAAGGGAGUUCGUCAGAAAAUCGAAGCAAAUCUGGAGAAAUCGGGUGACAAGAAAGCUUUACUUGAGGGCUAUAUUACGAUGGUGACACCCGAGCCACCCCCAUUAGAGACUCCAGAUAAGUGA